CUCGCAGACGCCCAAGUGGGAUCCUUACUGGAAGACAUUUGCUAAGCCCAAGAGAGGGCUCCUCGGGAACGGGAGGGGCGGGACGCGAGGCUUUUACCCUCGGCCACUGGAAGAAGGGUUAUUUCUCCCGCCCCACACCUACCAUGAUGUUCCCGGGGCUCCUCGCGCCCCCGGCGGGGUAUCCUAGCCUCCUGCGGCCCACGCCCACCCUGACGCUGCCCCAGUCCCUUCAGUCGGCAUUUUCCGGGCACACUAGCUUCCUAGUGGAAGAUCUGAUCCGCAUCAGCCGGCCCCCCGCCUACCUGCCCCGCAGCGUGCCCACAGCUAGCAUGUCCCCGCCCAGGCAAGGGGCCCCAGCAGCGGUUCCUGACUCUGGGACUUCGGACCUGGGCUCCCCGGGUCCCGGCAGCCGGAGGGGCAGUUCUCCGCAGACUACCCUCUCCCCUGCCAGCGAGCCCACGUUUCUGAAGUUUGGGGUGAAUGCCAUCCUCUCCUCGGCGCCCAGAACAGAGACAUCCCCCACCUUGCUCCAGAGCCUCCCUCCCAAGACGUUCGCCUUUCCCUACUUUGAAGGCUCCUUCCAACCUUUCAUCAGAUCUUCUUAUUUCCCAGCGUCCUCUAGCGUCGUGCCAAUCCCCGGGACCUUUUCCUGGCCGCUGGCGGCUCGAGGAAAGCCUCGCAGGGGCAUGCUGCGCCGAGCCGUGUUCUCCGACGUGCAGCGCAAGGCGCUUGAGAAGAUGUUCCAGAAGCAGAAGUACAUUAGCAAGCCUGACCGCAAGAAGCUGGCGGCCAAGUUGGGCUUGAAGGACUCGCAGGUGAAAAUCUGGUUCCAAAACCGACGCAUGAAAUGGAGGAACUCCAAGGAGCGAGAACUCCUAUCUAGCGGGGGCUGCCGUGAACAGACCCUUCCCACCAAACUCAAUCCGCACCCGGACCUUAGCGACGUGGGCCAGAAGGGCCACGGGGACGACGAGGAGGAGGAAGAGCGCCCUGGCAGCCCCCGUCACCGCCUGGCCUACCACGUGCCCCCCGACCCCCGGCACGUGCGGGAUCCGCGACUCCAAGGGCCACUGCCGGCUUCCCCAGCGCACUCUACUAGCCCUGGCAAACCUUCGGACUUCUCAGACUCCGAGGAGGAUGAGGAGGUUGAGGGGGAAGAGGAAAUCACCGUGUCCUAGAAUUGCCCCCUCUCGACCCCAUCCCUGUACCGUUUCUAAGUGCUUUGAAAUUGAAGAGGUGGGAUC
Marmota flaviventris (yellow-bellied marmot) is the source of this 1244-nucleotide messenger RNA. It is a transcript of the gene Dbx1, whose product is annotated as developing brain homeobox 1. The record is from RefSeq and is a predicted model, not a curated record. Gene Ontology annotation, molecular function: DNA binding; DNA-binding transcription factor activity, RNA polymerase II-specific. Gene Ontology annotation, biological process: regulation of transcription by RNA polymerase II; cell differentiation in spinal cord. NCBI's taxonomy places the organism in Eukaryota, Metazoa, Chordata, Mammalia, Rodentia, Sciuridae.